UUAAGUCAUUAUUAGAAAAAAAAAUUUUUAAGUCAAGUUACUCAACAAAAUAAGUGAUGUUAAGUUUCAUUUUUAUGAUUAUAUGUAUCAAGUUUUCAACGGUUUUAUCGCACCACAAUGUCCAAGUUAAAUAUUGGCCAUUAGCGCCUUAUAUUUUUGAAAAAAAUAAUAAAACAACCGGUAUGCUAGUAAAAUUGAUGGAAAAACUGGAUUCCUUCUGCGAAAAUCAGUAUCAAUUCAACAUGUCAGCAACUUUUUCAAAAGUAGCUGAUACUCGCGCAAGUUUUUCUGAGUUAAACUUAACCGCAUCUGUUGGUUCAGAUCAAUUAAUGAUAUGGGGGCCCUAUAUUUCUAGCCAAACAACAAGCGAGCUAAAUAGGCAAUACCAAGGCAUGUACACAGCUGUAGAAUUUUUUAAAGGAAAAAAUAUGGUUGUUGUAGUAGAUAAAAAAAAAAUCUAUCUGUUGCAUAAAAUUUUAGAUUCUCUUAUAAUAAACUCAACAGUUGUCAUAAUAUUACUUGUUAUGUCCAUGUAUACUGGAAUUUUAAUAUGGAUAAUUGAGCAUCGAGAUAAUUCAGAAUUUCAUCAGUCGUUUUACAAAGGAGCUGGAACUGGAGUUUGGUGGAGUUUUGUUACUCUUAUGACUGUUGGUUAUGGAGAUGUUAUUCCUAAAAAAUUGAUUGGUCGAACUUUAGCAAUAUUUUACAUAAUUUAUGGAGUGUUUAAUUGUAAUCUUAUGAUAGCAUUAAUUACUGACUCAAUAUUUGGAGAAUCUGGAAUCAGCAUAAGUAAAAAAAAUGUUUCAGUGUUAAAUGAUUCAGCAGAGGAAAGGAUAGCGCUCUAUGAUUUUAGUGCAACGGUUAUAAAAGCUAACUCUUAUGAAGAUGUAAUUCAAAACUUAAAGAACAAAAACAUAUUUGCUGCUCUCAUUAAGGAAGAUGUUGCAGCGUGGGUGGAUCCGUCCAUUAUAAAUUCAAAUGAUACUUUGGCGGUUGUUUUAAGAUACCAAAGGGAGUUUUCAAUUAACUUUCUUAUAACACGCAACGAAUUUUUGAAAGAGUACACUUCAUGUUUCAAAGCGUUUGAAAAAGAACAAUACACAGUUCCGGAAAAUAUGUUUAAAAAAGUUUUGCAGACAGAAACGGUUUACUUUCCGAGGUGGUUAGAAUACUUUAAAGAUACAUAUUUGCAAUCUCUUUUUGCAGUUGCUUCUUGCGUUAUUAUUUUCGCUCUUAUUUUUGAUAUGAGAAAAAGAAAAAUUAAAAAUGGCAAAUAUAUUCUGCCACAGUUUAAUUGACAUUAACAUUACCUAUUCUUGAGAGACAACCUCUCUUAUGCUUGUUAAUAUUAAAACCCGUUGAAAUUAUUGACAUAAAAACAUGAUAAUUUUUUACCUUUGCAGCUGCUCAGUGAAAGAUACUUGGUGAAUUUAAUGCAUAAAUAAAAAGUUGAUUUUCAUCCAAGAUUUUCAUUGGUUCCUUUUACUUUAGAUAUUUUUUUGUAUACAAAGAUUAUUUUUUUAUGUUAAAACUCAUAUCAAUAUGAUUUAUAAAAUUUCAAUAUAAUAUGUAGAUGAAAAAUUCAGCAACCAGGUUAUUAAGAAUUUACUUAGACAAAACUUUUUUUAUUUAUAAAUACAGCAACUAGUGAUGGCUAUCCCGGGAUCGAGGGAUCCCAAAAUCCCGGGAUUAGUCUCCGAAAUUUCCCGGGAUUUCGGGAUCGUCAAAAAAAAAGGAAAAGUUAAUAAAAUUUAAGCUUAUAAUUUUAGUUUAGUAAUUUUUAUAUCGUCUUUGGUAUAAUAGUCAUUUGGUAGUGUAAUUAUUUAUUCUC
Hydra vulgaris (swiftwater hydra) is the source of this 1831-nucleotide messenger RNA. RefSeq lists its product as uncharacterized. Gene Ontology annotation, biological process: potassium ion transmembrane transport. Lineage: Eukaryota; Metazoa; Cnidaria; Hydrozoa; Anthoathecata; Hydridae. The record is from RefSeq and is a predicted model, not a curated record. Gene Ontology annotation, cellular component: voltage-gated potassium channel complex; membrane. Gene Ontology annotation, molecular function: delayed rectifier potassium channel activity.